Molecule: messenger RNA, 3331 nt
Organism: Manihot esculenta (cassava)
Lineage: Eukaryota; Viridiplantae; Streptophyta; Magnoliopsida; Malpighiales; Euphorbiaceae
Product: kinesin-like protein KIN-10A
Exons: 6
Coding region: 292-3195 (967 amino acids)
Biological process (GO): microtubule-based movement
Cellular component (GO): microtubule; kinesin complex
Molecular function (GO): microtubule binding; ATP binding; microtubule motor activity
Source: RefSeq, a predicted model, not a curated record
UUUUCAUUUUCAUUUUGUUUCCAUUUCAAGGGCACUCCUCCACUAGUUUCUUUCUCCACCGCUGAAAUCAUUUCUUUCCUCUCAACUCACUGUUGGUCUCUCUCUCUCUCUCUCUCUCUCUCUCUCAUAAACAGAGUUCAAAUUCAGUUGUGAAUUCCAUGCUCAGGAAUCCUCCGAUCGGUCUUGAAUUUUGAAUCUUCAUCUGAAAACCUCAUACAAUAUAAACAGCUAUUGGAUUUCUCUUGAAGAAACCUAAGAAAGGCUAAAACCACCGUCUAGGUCUCCCUCAUAAUGGCCCCUACACCUUCUUCCUCCAAAUUAAACCAAACCCCCUCGAUCAAGACUCCACAAUCUAAAUACCGUCUCAAUUUUACUUCAGCAAGAACCCCAAAUCCAUUUCCAUCUCCAAACCCAAAUUCAACGGUCAAAGAAACCCCUCAGGCAUACCAUCCCAUUGAAGUUAUUGGCCGGAUACGUGAUUAUCCAGACAGAAAAGAAAAACCCAAUUCAAUCUUGCAAGCAAAUCCCGAUAGCCAGACUCUCCGUGUCCGUGCUGAUAUUGGGUAUAGAGAUUUUACUCUGGAUGGAAUUUCUUUCUCUGAGGAAGAAGAUCUCGAUGCAUUUUACAAGAAGUUCGUGGAGUCUAGGAUUAAUGGUGUCAAAUUGGGGAACAAAUGCACCAUAAUGAUGUACGGGCCAACGGGUUCGGGGAAGAGCCACACCAUGUUCGGAUGCUCAAAGCAGGCUGGGAUUGUUUAUCGGUCACUAAAGGAUAUAUUGGGAGAAGGAGAAGAGGAGAGUGAAGGGAACGGUGGGAAGAAAUUGGGUAUGGUCACUUUUGUGCAAGUUACAGUUUUGGAGAUAUACAAUGAGGAAAUUUAUGAUCUUUUGUCAAGUAGUGGUGGGGGCGGAUUUGGAAUUGGAUGGCCCAAGGGUGGCAAUGGAUCCAAGGUAAGACUUGAAGUUAUGGGCAAAAAAGCCAAAAACGCUACUUUCAUAUCUGGGACUGAAGCUGGAAAAAUUUCAAAGGAGAUUCAAAUAGUGGAGAAGCGAAGAAUAGUUAAGAGUACCCUCUGCAAUGAUCGAAGUUCUAGGAGCCACUGCAUGAUAAUCCUGGAUGUCCCAACUGUGGGAGGACGGCUUAUGCUCGUCGAUAUGGCGGGCUCAGAAAAUAUAGAACAAGCAGGGCAAAACACUUUUGAAGCUAAGAUGCAGACAGCAAAAAUCAACCAAGGAAAUGUAGCAUUGAAGAGAGUAGUUGAAUCUAUUGCUAAUGGAGAUUCUCAUGUGCCCUUUAGAGAUAGCAAGUUGACUAUGCUGCUUCAGGAUUCCUUUGAGGAUGAUAAGUCGAAAAUUUUGAUGAUAUUAUGUGCAAGUCCAGACCCCAAGGAGAUACACAAGACUAUUUGUACACUUGAAUAUGGAGCAAAAGCAAAGUGUAUCAUUCGUGGUCCUCAUACACCAAAUAAGGAUAAAAUAGGCGCAGAUGAUUCUUCUGCUGUGCUCUUGGGAUCGAAGAUAGCGGCCAUGGAUCAAUUUAUAUAUAAGCUAAAAAUGGAGAACAAACAAAGAGAGAAAGAAAGAAAUGAGGCUCACAAACUCCUCAAAAAGAAAGAAGAAGAAGUGGCUGCGCUGAGAGCACUUAUUGAAGGGAAGGGAUCUGCAGCAAGUGAAGAAGAGAUCAACUUGAAGGUCAAUGAGUGCACAGGGAUGAUGAAACUUGAAUUGGAAAAGAAGUUGGAUGAGUGUCAGAGAAUGGCUGAGGAGUUUGUUGAAUUGGAGCGAAGAAGAAUGGAAGAAAGGAUACUGCAACAGCAACAGGAAGUUGAAAUGCUGAGAAAGCGGUUGGAAGAAAUUGAACUUGAGCUAUGUCAUUCCAGGGAUGAAAAGAGCCAAGAGAAUGGGUCAAGAGACAUGGAUGUAAGCAGCUUUGCCAGAAGGCUGUUGGGAGUUUAUGUUGAUGAGGAGCCAGAUAUGGUGAAAUCAAUGGAUUUGGAUAUGGGUGAUCAAGAAACAUUUGUUCCUAAUAUGAAAUGUAUAGAUGCCAUUAAAAAGUCUGACCACAUCGGCAUCCAAGGUUUGGCUAACUAUCAACAUUUAAACAAUUUGAAUCAGGUUGCUGAUCAUGAUGUUUUAGUGGAAAAAUAUGGUAGUAAAUUAUCUCUGAGCACCUUAUAUGAGGAAGAAGAAGCAGAAGAGGAGGAAGAUAAAGAGAAAGUGGAAGAUGAGGAAGUGGAGAAAGGAGUUAUAGAGGUAAAGAGGAUUGUUGGUGGGUCUACCUCUGGAAUAAAUUUUGAUGCAGGCUCUUCUCCUCAGAAAUUUGAGGCCCCUAACCCAUCUAGAGGACAUUUAGAACAAGAAAGUUAUUUGAAAGAUGGAUCAGAGGAAAGUUGCCUGAGUUCAGUGCUGCUACAAAACGAAUUUGGGAAUGUUGAUGCAGCCUCUUCAAGACGAUUAAGAAUCCAAAAUAUAUUUACACUUUGUGGCAACCACAGAGAGCUUUCUCAACAGAUUAGAAUGCCAACACCAGCAAAAAAGAUGUUCGAAGAUAGUGAUUCUCAUUCUACUCCAUUUAUUGGACAUGGAGUAGAGGAAUGUGUAAUGAAAAGCUCAGAUAAAGAAAACCUGCCCCUCCAGAAAGAUGUUGCUGCCUUGUUGGAUUCAGGGAAAAAUCUUUCUGAUACAAUGGCACUGGCUUCAAAGGAGAACUACAACCCAUUGAAAGAACAUUGUGAUGCACAGAUUGAUGUGCAUGUGAAAUGGGAAGCAUCUAAAAGAAAUAAUGGGAAGUUCAUCACCACACUUAAGGUGGUGAAGGAUGCAACACUUUCUGACCUGCGAAAGCUGAUUGAAAUCCAUCUUGGUGCAGAUAAUCGAGAAUUUUCUUUCCUUGUGCUUGGGGAUCCUACUGGAGAACCUGUUACCAGGGAGAAGGAAUCAACAGUUCAGGCGAUCAAACUCCCCAUUUGCAACAACCAAUCACACGGUUACCUUGCUUGCUUGCGACCAUUGAAUCAUCUCCCAUUAAGCCCUCUUCCAGCAACUUCCCUGGAAAACAAACUUCCAUUGAGUCAAUUGGAAAACAAGCUCCCUUUAACUGCCUUGGAAAACAAACUACCAUUCACCCAAUGUGAUGGUUUAUCGCCCAAGCUAGCUCAGCGCCUAAGUUCUACACCCUUCAUGCGAAAAUAUUAAUGUAUUCAGCUGAAGUAUACCGAGUAUAUAUGCGUUAUAUACUCUUAGCGCUUGUGCUUAAAUUGUUCAUUUGUUGAUAUGUGAAGUGAUUUUGUAAUGCAAUUAUGCAUUAGCAAGUGUGCUUUGCUGAUUGACA